AUGGCUCCCUCCAAGACGAAGACUAAGACGCCUCCGCACAAGUCGAACGACCACAAGCGAUACCUGGCAGACCAUGUGAACGAAGCCGCAGGAUCCACGCUCGACCUGAAUGGCAGCGAUGCGGACGGCAAGGCGCUGCAGAAGAUGGAGCAGUCCAACGACAGCGAUCUCGAGGGUUUCGGUAGCGAGCAUGGCGAGAAAAACGACCAAGAAGAGAGCGGCGAAGAGGAGGACAGCGAUGCAGAGAGCGUGAAAAUCGACAUGGAGGAAAAGAAAGCAGAAAAGGUCGUUCUGCCCAAGGAUGCGGAAGAAGAGGAGCUUGAGCGUUUGAUCUUCGGCGACUCAGCCGGGUUCAAGCAAGGGCUCGACAACUUCUCGCUCAGCCGCACAGCUGGCAUGUAUGGCGAUGCCUCGGACGAAGAGCAAGCCGAUGAAGCAGACCUGGAGAAUGUCGCCGACGACAAUCUCUUCUUCUUUGACACUGGCCCAGAAGCUGCCCCUGCUGGCUCCGUCGCUGCCGCCAAAGCAGAAGAAUCAGAGGACGAGGAAGACAAGCCAGCAUGGGACGACAGUGACGACGAGCGUCUGGUGGUCAGCUUGGCAUCCAUACCGCAGCUGAGGAAGCUCAGGGAGACAGCAGAAGAUGACAUGGUCAACGGGAAAGAGUACGCACGCAGGCUGAGGAAGCAGUACGUGCGACUCUAUCCAGCGCCCGAGUGGGCAGCCCACGCGACCGGCAAGGCGAAGAAGCGUAGACGGACAACAGACGAGGAUGAAGAAAGCGGAGAAGAGUCGGGAAGUGACAUGGACGUUGACGACGACGACGACGACUUGUCUACACAGCCACUGGCAAGGCUUCUGAAGGAUGCAGACAUUCUGUCGCGCAAUGUAGCAAGAGGACCUGCAAAGAGGAGGAAGUUGCAAGCUGGCACCGUCGACAUUCAACGGCUAAAGGACGUCUCCAAAGCAGGGCCGUCUGCAAUCACCUCUCUCUCCUUCCACCCUACAUACCCGCUGCUUCUUUCUUCUGGGCCUAGCUCAACACUCUCGCUUCACCACGUCAACCCGAACCCGCCGAAUCCCAACCCUCUUCUUACCUCGCUGCACAUCAAACGCACACCGCUUACCACAACCGCCUUCCACCCUUCAGCCUCGGAUUCGCGAAUCUUUCUUAGCGCUCGCCGACGUUAUUUCCAUGUUUGGAACAUCGCGACCGGGCAGGUGGAGAAAGUCACUCGUGUCUAUGGCCACCAGCACGAGCAGCGUAGCAUGGAGCACUUUUCGCUGUCGCCCAAUGGGAAAUACAUGGCAUUACGCGGUUCCUCGAGAAAGGGCGGAGGUGUGAUCAACAUCCUUGAUACAAGAACACUACAAUGGGCCACUCAAGUGCGCAUUGAGUCCCGAGGCGGAGUGGCCGAUUUUGCAUGGUGGGGCAAUGGCAGCGGUAUGAGCAUUGCAGGCAAGAACGGCGAGAUCACGGAAUGGAGUGUACAAGAGGGCGUUGUUGGGCGAUGGAACGACGAGGGCGCUGUUGGCACAACCGUCAUCGCUCUCGGCGGCAACAGUGGGCGAAACGACUGGAUAGGCGGAGAUCGAUGGGUUGCUAUCGGAAGCUCAAGCGGUGUUGUGAACAUCUAUGAUCGAAGAGCUUGGAGCGAAGACGCAGAGGACGUCAAGCUGAGCUCGAACGGUGGCAUCCCCAAGGCGCCGAAACCACUACGUGCCCUUGGAAACCUCACCACACCCACGUCGCACCUUACGUUUUCGCCAGAUGGGCAGAUACUAGCCAUGGCGAGUAGGUGGAAGAACAACGCUAUGAGGCUGGUACAUCUCCCGUCCGCCACAAUCUUCAAGAACUGGCCUACAGAGAAGACUCCGCUAGGCAGGAUCACCGCCGUGGCUUGGGGCCGGCCCACAGAAGAAGAGGAGCGUGAAGGAAGCCUGGCGCAAGUGGCUGUUGCCAACGAAUCGGGUCACAUCAGGCUAUGGGAGGUAAGAGCUUAA
Ascochyta rabiei is the source of this 2004-nucleotide messenger RNA. Its product is annotated as U3 snoRNP protein. The record is from RefSeq and is a predicted model, not a curated record. Gene Ontology annotation, cellular component: Pwp2p-containing subcomplex of 90S preribosome; small-subunit processome. Gene Ontology annotation, molecular function: protein binding. Gene Ontology annotation, biological process: rRNA processing. NCBI's taxonomy places the organism in Eukaryota, Fungi, Ascomycota, Dothideomycetes, Pleosporales, Didymellaceae. The transcript has 2 exons. Bases 1 to 2004 code for a protein of 667 amino acids.